Molecule: messenger RNA, 1031 nt
Organism: Theobroma umbraticum
Lineage: Eukaryota; Viridiplantae; Streptophyta; Magnoliopsida; Malvales; Malvaceae
Cellular component (GO): chloroplast thylakoid membrane
Source: RefSeq, a predicted model, not a curated record
CAUUAAAAAUGUUGUCUCUCCAUUUUUGCUUGCCUCAAAGCAAGCAUCCAUCCUCAUUUCCUCCACUCUGUCUCUUCACCCCCAAGCAUUCAACACCUACAUCUCAAUGGAUUGAACAUGGUGGGAAUUAUGGCAAUGCCAAGAAAAGAACGAAGUUAUCAUCUUCUUGGAUUAUUCCUGCGGUGGACAAUGAUUCACAGCAGUUUGAGGUAGACCCAGAAAAGGCUAAAGAAGCCCUUCAAAAGCUUGACCAGCAGCUGCAAACCCUCUCAAAGAAACAAGUUAGCACUCCUAAGAUUAGAGCUUCAGAUGUGAAACUUGCAAGAGACAAAGUGGUGGAGGAUACCCCAGAAAUUUCAGGGUCUUUCCUAGCAAAUUUAACUGUUGUUCUCCUUAUUUUAACAAUCUUUUACAAUGUAUUAUUUUACGCGGUGAUAAAGCCAUCCAUAGAUGGACCUGAUGAUCAGUCAGCUCCACAACCUAACUACAAGUUGGUCAGAUGUUGCAAUUAUGACACUUUUGACUCUGAAGUUAAGAUUUACAGCUUGUGGACUAAUUCUUAGAGAAGGAUUAACGAUUUUCUUUUUUAUCUUAGGAUUUCAGGAAAAGCAUUCAUCCUAUUCUUGGUUAUACACCACUCUGUCCAAACGUUGGAACAAACAGUUGUUAGUCCAGUUCAUGUUGUUGAUAUAUGAAUGAUGAAAGAAUAUGUGAAAGAAUCUUGGAUUAAGUUGUUAUUUGUGAAGCAACAUCAGAUAACAGAUUUUGAAUUUGUGUUGCCUUUAGCCUAUUCAAAAAGUGGUGACCAAGUUUUGUUGAACCAAGAUGGGAAGAAGUUUGUCUAGUAUGAUUAGAAGGAAAGAGUUAAGAAUGUAAAGAUUCGAGGAGCUCCAAGUUCAUUUGAAAUGAAUAUGUUGGUUGGCAACCUUAUCUCUUUUAAUGAUAUAAGAACUUUUGGUGAACGUCGUGCAAAUGCCAUGCAAUUAAGUCUUGUUAUUUGGAACAUGUGUAUUUCAAUGGCAUGUUUGUAG